CCCGCCAGGCAAAGAUGGCGGCUGCCGGAGCCGGCGAGUUUGUGUGGAACCGGUGGGACGUGCCUUGGCCUGCUUGUAAUUCGGCCGAAGUCGUGCCGGCUGAACAUGCUUCAGUGAGAUGCCUUUCAACUGCUUUGAAGAAGUGUGGGGCUGUUGACAGCAUGUUAAACAGCAAAAUGCUGGUUGCAGAACAGAGCCUUCUGCAUUCAAUCAUUUAUAAUUACCAUUAUCAAAUGAUUCAUCAAAAGGCAUAUGGGAGUCUUAAACAGGUUGAGAACAGAAAUCUGAAAAUUCUGAGGAGUCCUUGGUGCCCAGCCAGCCUGUAAUAGAAGUUGUUCUGGUGAAGAUACUGGGUGGUUGCAAGCUUAUACUACGUUUACUUGAAUGUUGUUGUACGGCAUUUAGUUUAAUUGUUAAACAUCUGUGUUUGGAAGAGUAUAUAUUGUUCAAUACUUUGAUUCUGGGGUUGCUGAGUCGGCUAUGGAUUCUUUAUGGAGCAGUAUUAAAAAAGCUUAGUACAUUAUAUAAGGAUCUGUUUGAAUUGCUUCAAGAAGUAGCAAAAAUGCACCAAAGGCCAUAUAUUAAAGGAUUUGUCUUUCCUUCUGAAAUAAAUGAUUUUCUGGAAACCAGUUAUUUAGAGAUUAAGAAAAAAAUGUCUAAAUCAUUUAUAGAAAGAAAAGCUGGCACUGGAUGGAUAAAUACAUUGUUUUCAGUUCCUAAGACUAUAUCCCACUCUCAGAAUCUGAGUGUAGCAAUUCCUCCAGCAGUCAGGAAAAAAAAGAAGAAAAAGAGGAAAGGUACCCAAAAUAGUUCUGAUAUUGGAAAACCAGUUUUGAUCAACAGAACUAAUCAAGGUAAAUAGUAAUGGCUGCUUAAUUUACUUCAAUAUUAGUAACAGUCACACUCAUGCUUAUAUU
Molecule: messenger RNA, 917 nt
Organism: Thamnophis sirtalis
Lineage: Eukaryota; Metazoa; Chordata; Lepidosauria; Squamata; Natricidae
Source: RefSeq, a predicted model, not a curated record